CGACUGGCUCCGGCGGAGGGGAGGAAUGGGAGAGGGGUAGGUUGGGGGCAGGGCAGAGGCGGGCAGAGGGCAGAGGGUGGGGCGGUGCCCGAACGGGCGUCAUGGCGCGACUCCUCCGGUUGCUCCGGGGCCUGCCCCUCGGAGUGGCGCCUCUGCGGGCGAUGCGGGGCCGAGAGGGCGACCGCGGGCCCGGCGCGGGGCCGGGCCUGGGGGAGGCAGGGUGUGAGCUGCCUCUUGCCAAGAGUGAGUGGCAAAAGAAACUAACCCCAGAGCAAUCCUACGUCACCAGAGAAAAGGGAACAGAACCGCCUUUCAGUGGGAUCUACCUGAAUAACAAGGAAGCAGGAAUGUACCACUGUGUGUGCUGCGAUAGUCCACUCUUCAGUUCUGAGAAAAAGUACUGCUCUGGCACUGGGUGGCCUUCGUUUUCUGAGGCUCAUGGUACGUCUGGCUCUGAUGAAAGCCACACAGGGAUCCUGAGACGCCUGGACACCUCAUUAGGGUCCGCUCGCACAGAGGUCGUCUGCAAGCAGUGUGAAGCUCAUCUUGGUCACGUGUUUCCUGAUGGACCUGGGCCCAACGGUCAGAGGUUUUGCAUCAACAGUGUGGCUCUGAAGUUCAAACCCAGGAAACACUGACCAUCUUCAAGAGUAUCCCGUUCCCUGCCACCCCUUCGUGUGUACCCUCAAUUUUCAUAAUUCACUUGACUUCUUUGCCAUAAAACUGGGCUGAGUUUGCUGCUAUCUCCAGUGAGUCAUUGCUUCUCUUAAUUUAUUUACCUGGAAUCAACUUAAUCCUGUGUGUUAGGCUGUUCUUGUGUUGCUAUAAAGAAAUACCUGAUCAGGAUCUAGGAGAAUUUGAAAAAAAAAAAAAAGUAGAACAAUAAAUAGAUUUUUUUUUAAAAAGAAAUAUCUGAGACUGGAUAACUUAUAAAGAAGAGACUUAAUUGACUCACAGUUCUGCCGAGUGUACAGGAAGCAUGGUAUCAGCAUCUGCUCGGAUUCUGGAGAGACCUGAGAGAGCUUUUACUCACAGCAGAAGGUGAAGGGGGAGCCAGUGUCUCACAUGGCAGAGCAGGAGCAAGACACAGUGGUAAGGAGGUGUCAUACACUCUUAAAACAGCCACAGCUCUCGAGAACUCACUGUCACCAGGACAGCAUUAAGUGAUGAGGAAUCCAACCCCAUGACCCACAUACCUCCUACCAGGGCCCACUCCAGCACUGGGGAUUACAUUUCAACGUGAGUUUUGGAGGGGGGAGCAUCCAAAACAUAUCACCCUGACUCCCACUUGGACUGUAGAACUUCACAGAAUGACAGAGGGGCAGCUGCUUCCUUCAAAAACUUCCACAGCUUCACCUGAGACAAGGGCAUGACUCUGGGAACAUUAUUGGCUGAUGGACUAAUAAGCCAAACAAUUCCUACAAAAAUUCCCUGCACCUUCCACUGCAGUCCAGUCCUUGAUCGACGUAAGGGAGGUAUCAAGUGAGAGGAGGAAGGGAAAUACAGAAUCUAAGGAAUCAACAAUGCUAGCACUGAAGAGCAGGAUUACGGAGGAGCUGUGUUCUGGGAGCACCUAUGGUGAUCGAUGAGAUGCAUGGCUGCUUUUUCAAAAUUGUAAGUGUCUUGAGCAUGCUACUUCCAACCAUUUUACCCGCAAAUACACUACAAUAGGACUUGGUUAGAGUUCAGUGACUAUGAAUAAAUGUUCACCCUCAUACCUUCUGGUUACAAAGCAAAACUUUAAAAUGUCCAAAUAAAAUAUUCACUAAAAUUUA
Messenger RNA from Callithrix jacchus (white-tufted-ear marmoset), 1775 nucleotides. It is a transcript of the gene MSRB2, whose product is annotated as methionine sulfoxide reductase B2. Gene Ontology annotation, biological process: protein repair; response to oxidative stress. Gene Ontology annotation, cellular component: cytoplasm. Lineage: Eukaryota; Metazoa; Chordata; Mammalia; Primates; Cebidae. The record is from RefSeq and is a predicted model, not a curated record. Gene Ontology annotation, molecular function: peptide-methionine (R)-S-oxide reductase activity.